Trichoderma aggressivum f. europaeum is the source of this 711-nucleotide messenger RNA. RefSeq lists its product as uncharacterized. NCBI's taxonomy places the organism in Eukaryota, Fungi, Ascomycota, Sordariomycetes, Hypocreales, Hypocreaceae. Bases 1 to 711 code for a protein of 236 amino acids. The record is from RefSeq and is a predicted model, not a curated record. The transcript has 2 exons.
AUGUUUGGCCAACUCAAGAUUGCAGAUACAAUGACUACUGUCGCUUCUACUGCCACCGAGGCCCCAACCUGGAAAUUGCGACUUCGAAGUGCUCAAGCUCAGAUUAAGGCUCAAGAAUCUCAAGGCACCAUUAACAUUACGGCAUACUUGGCCAACCCUGAGUCCUUUGGCAUUGGCCAUCAAAGUCUUCACAGCGCUGAGGAUGGUGUUGAGAAACUGAACCAGCAUGCGGGGAAGCUGAAGGAUCAUUUGACAUUACUCCGUGCAAACUCUGCCUCUGAUGACAAAUUUGAACCCAUCACCAGGGCUCUUAUUCAGGAUCAUCAAAAUCUAAGUGACGAUCUCAAGGUCGUCACAGAUAGGCUUCAAGACGAUAGAGUAGACAAACGAACGGCCAUGGAGAGGAUGAGAGAAGCCCGCCAGAGAGCAAAGAAGCAGUCUAUCGAUAGUAUCGAUAAGUCAUACGAUAACGCUGUUGAAAUUACUGAACAUCAACCAGAAGAUCAACAGGAGACGGCAGCAGAUGCGUGGGUCCUCAUAUACGACCAGUUUCUAGAGCUGACUGAUAAAAUUUUCAAUUUGUUCUUAGACAUGCACAAUGCUAUUUCGCAGUGGCUUGUAGAUGUCUGGGAAAAUGUCAAAGAGGCGUGGAACAAGAUGAAGGGGGUUUUCGUAGAGAUAUGGCAAUGGUUCAAUGAUUUGUUUGGUUGA